Molecule: messenger RNA, 2575 nt
Organism: Cuscuta europaea
Lineage: Eukaryota; Viridiplantae; Streptophyta; Magnoliopsida; Solanales; Convolvulaceae
Source: the annotation of a GenBank genome assembly
CAAAAUUGGAAAUGCCCUACCUUUGACCGAAAUCCCCUUAGGCACGACUAUACAUAACCUAGAAAUUACACGUGGAAGGGGUGGACAAUUAGCUCGAGCAGCGGGUGCAAUGGCGAAACUGAUUGCAAAAGAGGGUAAAUCAGCUACAUUAAAAUUACCUUCUGGCGAGGUCCGUUUUAUAUCCCAAAACUGCUCCGCAACAAUAGGACAAGUCGGGAAUGUUGGGUUCAACCAAAAAAAUUUGGGUAGAGCUGGAGCUAAACGAUGGCUAGGUAAGCGUCCUGUAGUCAGAGGAGUAGUUAUGAACCCCGUAGACCAUCCACACGGGGGCGGUGAGGGUAGAGCUCCUAUUGGGAGAAAAAAACCUACAACCCCUUGGGGUUAUCCCGCACUUGGAAGAAAAACUAGAAAGAGGAAUAAAUAUAGUGAGAAGCUCAUUCUUCGUCACCGCAGUUAAUAUAAUAGUAUAAUAUAGUUAAUAGAGUGAAUAUACUUAAUGUAAUAUAUAUAGUAUAAAAAUUAAUAUAAUAGAACAAAUUAAAUUUAUUCAUUCAAUUAUAUGAAAAAAUAAAAAAAUAAAAGAAUAAUAAAAUUUAUAGGAGUAAACUGUGGCACGUUCACUAAAAAAAAAAUCCCUUUGUAGCUCAUAAAUUAUUAAAAAAAAUUGAGAAACUUAACACAAAGGGAGAAAAAGAAAUAAUAAUAACUUGGUCCCGGGGAUCUACUAUUAUUCCAAUAAUGAUUGGUCAUACUAUUGCCAUUCAUAAUGGGAAAGAGCAUCUCCCUAUUUAUAUAAUGGAUGAUAUGGUCGGACACAAAUUGGGAGAAUUUGCAACUACUUUAAAUUUUCGAGGACAUGCAAAAAAUGAUAAGAAAUCUCAUCGGUAAUGUGAAUACUAAAAAAUAUUUUGAUGCUUAUAAGUCAUUAGUAGGAGGCAAAUUUUAUGUACCAGAUGCUAAAUAAAAAAAACCCCAGAAGUAUACGUUUUAGGUCGACGUAUAGCUAUGUCGGCUAAUAAAGCACGAAGAGUUAUUGACCAAAUUCGUGGGCGUUCCUAUGAGGAAACACUUAUUAUAUUAGAACUCAUGCCCUAUCGUGCCAGUUAUCAAAUUUUAAAAUUGGUUUAUUCAGCCGCAUCAAAUGCUAGUUACACUAUGGCUUCAAAUAAAGCAAAUUUAGUUAUUAGUCAAGCUGAAGUUAAUGAGGGGACUGCUGGAAAGAAAUUAAAACCUCGGGCUCGCGGGCGUAGUUAUCCAAUAAAAAGACCGACCUGCCAUAUCACUAUUGUACUAAAAGAUAUUUCAUUCAAUGAUUCUGAAUCCGUGGAGCUCGGUUUGCUAAAAAAACCACAAGCGAAAAAAAAUUCUAGAACUAAAGCAUAUUCUGAUAUCCAGAAAAGGAGGUAUUUAUGGGACAAAAAAUAAAUCCACUUGGUUUCAGACUUGGUACAAACCAGGCCCAUUAUUCACUUUGGUUUUCGCAACCAAAAACGUAUGCUGAAAAUCUGCAAGAAGAUCAAAAGAUAAGAGCUUUUAUAAAAAAUUAUGUACAAAAAAAUAGAAUCAAACCCUCGGGUACCGAGGGAAUUGCAGGUAUAUGUAUUAAAAAAAGACUCGAUCUAAUCCAAGUCAUAAUCUAUAUUGGAUUUCCCAAAGUAUUCAUUGAAAAUAGCCCGCAGGGAGUUGAAGAAUUACAAAAAGCUCUACAAAAAAAAUUAAAUUUCGUAAACCGAAAACUUAAUAUUGCUAUCACAAAAAUUGAAAAACCGUAUGGAAAUCCUAAUAUUCUUGCCGAAUUUAUAGCUGGACAAUUAAAGAAUAGAGUUUCCUUUCGAAAAGCAAUGAAAAAAGCUAUUGAAUUAGCUGAACAAGCAGAUACAAAAGGAAUUCAAGUACAAAUUGCGGGACGCCUUGACGGAAAGGAAAUUGCACGUGUGGAAUGGAUAAGAGAAGGAAGAAUUCCCCGCCAAACUAUUCAAGCUAAAAUUGAUUAUUGUUGUUAUUCAGUUCGAACUAUCUACGGGGUUUUAGGCAUAAAAAUUUGGAUAUUUUUUGAUCAAGCUCAAUAAAAUUUUAUUCAUUCUUUUUACCUGUAAUACCGAGCGGCCAUUUCACAAAUUAUUUUGUGUAAUGAGCAGGAACAGUUCUAAUUGAUAAUAAUGAAUUCUAUAAGGUUGAAUAAAAAUUUUAUUUAUUUUUAAUAAAAAUAUCAUUGCUAUGCUUAGUGUGCGACUCGUUUAUUUUUAAGGUUAGCAUGAAACCAAACCCAAAGUAACAACUACUAACUCGAGAAGAAAUUACCUAAUAAUUAACUCAUCAAUUUCGCAUUAUCUGGAUCUAAAUAACCAGUCACGAUAUGAUUACCGCUCAUAUCGUUGUAGCAACUGCCAUUUAUUUGCAUAAACGAAAAAUAGUAUUCAAAUAUUAUUGAAGUUGCGAAGCAAAAUAUAAAAAAGAUGUGGAUAAUUGGAAGGGAGAGAGAAAGGGAGAAAAAGAAGCUCAAUGAUUGAAAAUUCCAAUAUGUAGGGUCUAACAAAACAGGCAAUGUAAUGAAGCAUUAAUACUUAAAUUCUGC